Panonychus citri (citrus red mite) is the source of this 1882-nucleotide messenger RNA. RefSeq names its product calumenin-like. The transcript has 3 exons. Gene Ontology annotation, cellular component: endoplasmic reticulum. NCBI's taxonomy places the organism in Eukaryota, Metazoa, Arthropoda, Arachnida, Trombidiformes, Tetranychidae. The record is from RefSeq and is a predicted model, not a curated record. The coding region runs from base 368 to 1351 and encodes 327 amino acids. Gene Ontology annotation, molecular function: calcium ion binding.
CAUUUGAAUUCUGGUCUCGGUCAAUGAGAAGAAAUCAACUGUUAAUUGUUUACUCUAAUUCGGGCCAGUUAAUUGCUUCUUUAAAUAGAAUUAACCAAAAAGGAGUAACCAUUUAAUAAGAGGUUUGGUCUUUGUUGUUACAACUCAUCAGAUGUUUUCUAGUGAAUGAGUUGAUACAAUCUCGUUACAAUUUCUUUUCAUUUGAUUGUCUUUUCAUCAAUUAGUUUUUCUAUUUUUAUUAAUUUUUUCAUUUUCUAAGUUAAUCGACAAUCAAAGUUUUCUAUUUCUUCAAUUUAAACUGAUUAAAUUAUUCUCCAAUUGAUUGUUUUUCUAUUGUGGUGAAAACACCUUAUAAAUAUCUCCUUCAAUGUCUACAUUACAAAGGACUUGUUAUUUACUUUUUCUAAUUGUAUUUACAAUUAACUCUUUUCAUUUAAUUUCUCUUGUAAUUUGUAAACAAUCACAACACGAUCAUUUAUUAAGCAAUGAAGAACAUUUUUCUGAUGCAAAUCAACAUAAUCCAGCUUAUGAUCAUGAAGCUUUUCUUGGUUCCGAGGAAUCAAAAGCUUUUGAUAAUCUAAGCCCAGAAGAAUCAAAGGAAAGAUUAGGUGAAAUUGUGGAUAAAAUUGAUAUCAAUGGUGAUGGUAAAGUUUCACUUGAUGAAUUAAAGAAUUGGAUUAAAAAGAGUCAAGCUAAAUACGUUACUGAUGAUGUAGAGCGACAAUGGAAAACUCAUAGAAUUUCAAAGAAAAAUUUACUCUCAUGGGAAGAUUAUAAGAAGGCCACUUAUGGAUUUAUGGACGAUUUAGAUAAUGGUGUCAGUGAGGAAGACACUCGAGUUUAUAAUGAUAUGAUGAGACGGGAUGAGAGACGUUGGAAAACAGCAGAUGAAAAUGGCGAUGGUUCAUUAACUAAGGAGGAAUUUACUCAUUUUCUUCAUCCAGAGGAAGCUGAACACAUGAAGAAUAUUGUUAUCGAUGAGACUCUGGAAGAUGUCGAUAAAGAUGCCGACGGGAAAAUCUCUCUUGAUGAGUACAUACAAGAUAUGUACAGUGGCCAUGAUGGAGGUGAUUCCGAGGUACCUGAUUGGGUUAUCAGGGAGAAAGAGCAAUUUCAAUCAGUGCGAGAUAAAAAUUCUGAUGGUUUUCUUGAUCGUAAAGAAGUUGAGAACUGGAUUAUCCCAGAAGAUUCUGACCUAAGCAGCGUUGAGGCCAAACACUUAAUAUCUGAAUCAGAUGAAGACAAGGAUGGUUAUCUAACUAAAGAUGAAAUUCUCGCCAAUUACGACCUAUUUGUCGGAAGCCAAGCCACCGAUUUCGGUGAAGCCUUAAUGAAACACGAUGAAUUAUAAUCUCAAUCUUUUCGUUUGCAUCUCUCAAAGUGUCUUCCACUAAUCACUCGUCCAUAAUUUGAUUAAGAUCCCAAUUCAUUAAUCUGCUCCUGAUUUCUGCUAUUAAGAUGACGAUCGCAUUUAUCCAAUUAUCUCUCAGCAGCUAAAUUAUUUUUCCAUCUUGCAUCUAUUACAUUAAGUGAUUUUUUCUGGCAAUUUAAUUUCCCUCUUAUUACCAAUAUUGGAUAACCAAUUUUCUCAUCUCAUUUACAUCUCUAAUUUAGUUUUAAUUUACUUUUCUUUCUCAUCAAUAUCCUUUUCGUUUCAAGCUCUAGUCAAGCUUUGCAUCCACGUGUAACUUACAAUCAACAUCAGAAAAUUGGUAAAUCAAUCAGUGUUUCAUCAAUUAACUUUUUUUUGUUCUCUUCCCUUGUAUUCCCAUAAAAUGUAAUCAAAUUAAUCACUUAAAAUGAUUUACAUUGUACAAUUGGAAAAACAAAUUGUUCAUGGCGAUGAAAUAAAUUUUCCGCUAACAACACUAAUAAUGUAAAA